Molecule: messenger RNA, 2145 nt
Organism: Bradysia coprophila
Lineage: Eukaryota; Metazoa; Arthropoda; Insecta; Diptera; Sciaridae
Product: ATP-binding cassette sub-family G member 5
Biological process (GO): transmembrane transport
Cellular component (GO): ATP-binding cassette (ABC) transporter complex; plasma membrane
Molecular function (GO): ATP hydrolysis activity; ATP binding; ABC-type transporter activity
Source: RefSeq, a predicted model, not a curated record
UCGGUCGAAAGAGAACUGUUAUUUCUUGUUUGCGAUCGCGAUCAUAAUGUUGUAUUCUCUGUAGUCAACGUGUAAGCAAAAAGAAUUUCAUAUUUGUCUGAUUCAAAUUCUUCAGUUCAUUGUUAAGUGAUGGUGUAACCAAAUUUUAUGAAUAAGACAUCGGUGGAUCGGCUCAAUUUCAAUUUAACCGAGAGUGCUAGAGAGUUUUUGUGAUCCAAUUUUACAAUGAUAACAAAUGAUUUUGUGCUCGAAGCGCAUAAUAUUUACCACACAGCAGAGGUGGUAUCCGGCGACUGUUUUAGUGGAAACAAAAACUCAGCGCUGGUAUUGAAAGGUGUAAAUCUGGUGGUUCACAGUGGUGAAGUGCUAGCUAUUUUGGGCUCAAAAGGUUCGGGCAAGAAAGCAUUACUCGAUGUGAUCAGUCGACGAACGAAAGAGUCGUCUCGCGGCCAAGUUCUGCUGAAUGGAGCUGCGAUGACAAAAUCACUGUUCGGACGGUGUUGUGGCUACGUUACGCAUGAAAAUGACUUCAUUCCCGGUUUGACGGCAUUUCAAACGUUGCAAUAUACGCCCACAGUGAGCAAUGGUUUCAUCAAACAAUCCAAAGUGCGACAAGUGCUGGCCGAUCUUACUCUAUCACAAGUGGCUAACAAAAAAGUGGAGAAUCUCAACAUAAGUGAGAAACGUAGACUGGCUAUUGGCAUUCAGCUGAUUCGCGAUCCGGUUAUGUUGUUGCUCGACGAGCCGACUCAAGGAUUGGAUCCACUGAGUGCGUACUUGUUGAUAUCAAUUCUGUCGAAUUCUGCUAAGAAACUUGGUUGUGGCAUCAUACUAUCGCUGGAGAAACCACGCUCGGAUGUGUUUCCGUUCUUGGAUCGAGCAUUGUUUCUGUGCUUGGGUGGUGCUGUUUACUCGGGUGGCACUAGAGCAAUGCUGGAGUAUUUUCAUGGCAUAGGAUUUCCAUGUCCACAGUUGGAGAAUCCGCUGAUGUACUAUUUGUGCUUGAGCACCGUUGAUCGGAGAAGUCGAGAUCGUUUCCUUGAAUCCAGUCAGCAAAUUGAAGCCUUAGUACAAAGAUUUGCAAGGGAAUCACCUUUGAACGACGGUCCUAUUAUGGCAAACGGAUUCGGAAAACUUCCACUGUCCUAUGCAAAGCCGGGAGUGUUUAACGUUUGGGGCUUAUUGUUUCUAAAGAUGUUAGCCGUUAACUUCUCAUGCGGAUCUACUGGUCUGAAGUCAUUGUUUCUGAGACUAAUUGCAUUACCGUUAGCUAUCGGAUCGAUGUGGAUAUUUUACUCAAAUAUUAAGGAUGACUCCAAAGGAUUUUACAGUAAAAAUGGAAUGAUUUUGAAUGUGCUGGGCAUAAGUUACGGCUGCGGUAUAUUAACUACCAUGUCAAUUUUUCCCCAAUGGCGAAAGCGUUUCUAUCACGACGCAGCAGAUGGCCUGUACUCGGGUGUAUCGUUACUACUUGCAUACAAUGCAGUUUCCAUUCCAUUUUCUAUUAUAUCAGCUGCAAUUGCAACCUGUGUUCUUUAUCCCAUCAUACUCAAUCCAUUCAUUCCGAUCCACGUAUCGGUCGCAUACCUGUUUGUGGUCAUUUGGAGUUGCUACUUCUUGGCAGAACAGCUGUGUGUUCUGUUCUGUUUGUUCAUCAGAUCACGGAUUAAUGUAGCUGUGGCCGUUUCAUACAUUGUUUGCAUAUGUGUGGCUUUGUCCAGUGGAACGGUGAGAUCGUUCAAGGGAUUACAUCCGUUCCUGCAGGACUACAAUAAAAUUGUUCACACCAAAUACGCAUCGGCGUUGCUGCACAGCGCCGUAUUUUUGUCGAGAAAUAUGAAAUGUGAACAGACGGCUACAGUGUCGUGUCCAGUACCUGCUGACUAUUUGGUGAAUCGCAUUGGCGAAGCGGAUAUUGAGGAAAAUCAUUUUAUUGUCAUUGCCAUUGUGAUUCCUGUUGCUUUGGCCAUAUUUAAUAUGAUUCUGUAUACGCUUCCAAUCGCUAAUCGAAUGUUUAGGAAACAUAUCGAGAAGUAAUGGGUCGACAACAUCACGCUAUGGUAGAAACAAUUUUUUUUAACAGAAAGAACCGGAAAUAUUUUGAUAUUGACCUAUGGAUUAAAAAGUGUGCGUUUUGUGACUAAA